This is a messenger RNA of Salvia hispanica, 666 nucleotides long. The record is from RefSeq and is a predicted model, not a curated record. NCBI's taxonomy places the organism in Eukaryota, Viridiplantae, Streptophyta, Magnoliopsida, Lamiales, Lamiaceae.
AUGGCAACAAACUCAAACCACCGGGGCUGCAGGUCAUCGGCAACCUGCACCAAGUCGAAGGCCGGUUUCCGCACACGUACCUCCAACGCCUCUCCACGCAAUACGGCCCCGCCAUGUCUCUCAAGCUCGGAAUGCGGCGCCUCGUUGAAAUCACACGACGCCGUUUUCUCAAGCCGACCUGCUCUUGUCACCCUGUCGUAUGACCGCAUAGACGUCGCGUUUUCACCCUACAACGACACGUGGAGGAAGUUGAGGAAGAUCUCCACCCUCCAUCUCUUCAGCACCAAGCAAGGUCAAACAUUUCUGCCCAUUUUCAGAGACGAAGUGAGCAAGAUGAUGGAGAAGAUUGCUAGAGACGACUAUGUCUCUUUUAAGCAAUAUCAUCUCCAGAGUUGUGUUUGGGAAGAUUUGUGGAAAGGAUCGUUUCAUGGAUCUUCUUCGCGAAACUCAGCCCCUAAUUGGAGCCUCUCUGGAAUGGCUGCAAAGCUCGAUCAUAAUUUUCAUAACAUGGUUUCUUUCUGUGAGGAACUAAUUCAAGAGCAUAUGAAUCCUAAUAGGCCUAAAUCUGUGGAUGGUGACUUCAUUGAUAUUAUGUUAAGGAUUAAAGAAAAUGGAUCCUCUUCAUUUCCUCUUACAUUAGAACACAUCAAAGCUGUUUACGGUUAG